UCCAGAGGAGCCACCUCUCACAUCUCAGAGUCUGAAACUGACUGAACAAGCUUUAGCACGAACAGAUUCUGCAGGACAUCAUGGAGGCAGGUGUUGUCCUCCUGCUGCUGGUCGCAGCACUGAGUCCUGCAUCAACCGCCAACUUUUAUGGAGACAGCAUCAGUUUCAUGCAUCCACAGAGGAACAAUAACGGGACGUUUACGGUGACCUUUCAUCACAGACACAACGGCCGAAGCAGCUGUGCAUUUCAGUCCUCCCUCACAUGUGAGAGCGGAGUUUGUUCGGUCUUUGAUCAGUCCAGCGUCCUGCAAACGGACCACGACUCCACGGACCAAGGCAAGUGGUGCCAGUCUGAGCAGCGUACGACGGCAAUCGUCUCGACCGAUGGGACCAGCUUUUCUCUGAGGUUGACAGACCUCAGUGGAAAGACAAACUGGACGUCUUACGCAGAGGUGGACCUGGGAAUUCGAUCUGACUCACACAAUUACAACACCUGCCCCGUGACCACGACAAUGUCUUCUCUACGGGUGCCUCAAAACUGUUUUGAGAAGCUGCAGCUUCUGGCAUACGAUCCUGAAGGAGAUCAUGUGAGAUGCAGCUUUGCUCCAGGAGCCACACUUCCCUCAAACAUCUCUCUGGACGAGGCUGCCUGCAAACUGACAAGUACGAGUCAAGUCAAAGUUGGAGUCCACAUGUUUGAGUUGAUGCUGGAGGACUUUCCCACCAGAAACAUCACUUUGACCUACGCAGAUGGAACAUCAGCUUUUCGGGAGGCCUCCAACAUGAACGCAUCACCGCUGUGCAAAGUGAAGCUGCAGUUCUCAGUGGAGAUCCUUCCACCGAUACCAAACUGCGAGGCAGGUCAUGUGCAGCCCAUGUUCUUGUCUAUGACUCCUUCACAUGGAGAUGUCCUUUACGCCACUGUGGGUAAGAGGUACCAACUUCAUGCCGAAGCACAGGCUCACCAUUCUAGUAUAUAUGACUUCCAGGUGAGUGGCCCUCAGAACAUGACCAAAGAGUUCACUGAUGAGGUGGAUGGAAAAGCUAAACUGACUCUGAGCUGGACACCACAGCAUAUCGACCUGUACAGAUUUGUCCCAGUGUGCUUCACCGCAGAGACAAGAGAAACCCAAUCAGAAAUGAGGUGUGUUGUUCUCAUGGUGACCAGUGCAGAUAUCACUCAAGGCAAGGCCGCUGUCGAAUGCUCGGCCAACAAGAUGGUGGUGACCCUGGAGAAAGCUUCCAUGCCUGGCAUCGACAUGAACUAUCUGAAGCUGAGAGACGAGUCGUGUUCCCUCUCCUCCAACGACACUCACAUCAUCGGCAUCAUGUCAUUCCGCACCUGCGGCACAAAACUUGAGGAUAAAGGUGACUUUAUCGUUUUCAAGAAUGAGAUCAAAUCCUUUGAGCUGCCCACAGAGGUUAUAAUUCGAAGACGGAAGAUUAAGAUCUCUUUUUCUUGCCAGUUUCCCAAAACCAUCAGCAUCUCCAGUUACUACAGACUCCACAAGUCUGACUACAUCUUCACUGAGUCCAGCUUUGGCAGCUUUAGCUACGCCUUUGAGAUAUAUCGUGAUAAUAAAUUUUCAAAUAAGGUGGAGGCCAGGGCCUAUCCAGUGGAGAUCAAGCUGUUAGAGCCAUUUUACAUGGGGAUUCAGGCUCAGUCGGAACUACCAAAUGUGAAAUUGUUUGUUGAAUCAUGCAAAGGCACGCCUGAUGACAACCCAGAAAACCCCAUCUUUUAUGACAUCAUCAAGAACGGGUGUAUACAGGAUGAGACACUGAAAAUCUACCCUUCUGAUAAUACUUCAUUCAACUUUGAGGUUCAAGCCUUCAAGUUUACUGGAAACUACGAGGAGGUGUACAUCACCUGCUCCGUCAUCCUGUGUGACCCGGUGAGUCCCUUUUCCAGAUGUGCUCAGGGUUGUGUCAGUGAGGCAGCCCGCAGGCGCAGACGCAGGCGAGGGUUGGGCCUGGAGACGGACAGUCACAACAUCAUCCAGGGUCCUCUGAGGUUUGUCCCGCAGGACGCUCCCAUUGCAGCCAUGGACGACAACAGCAAAAGCUACUUCUACAACACUAAGACACAACAGAGUGACCUGCCCGUUACAGUGAUUCCUCCACCAGUUCUUUCAGACACCAAAUCAGGCAGUGGAGGUUGGGGAAUCAAGGAGGCCCUCAGCAGCAGCAGCAGCACUGUGGUUUUCGCCACUUUAUUCUUGGUAUCGCUGGUGUUGAUGGCUGCGCUUGUUCGUUACUUUACCAGCAAGAGAAAAGCAGAAGACCACAAGUCUCUUAUCGGUUCAUCAUGUGAAGACUAAACCCAACUAAUCUCAACUCAUCUCAGACAUCUUGCUGUCUUCAGGAUGGGUCGCAUUUUUUAAAAGUCCAUCUUGACACAAUGCUCACUUGGACAACAGUUUUUGCUUGCAAAAAUAUUUUCCAAAGUUUAUCUGAGAUUAAUACUUGAUUUGAUGAAGUCACACUGCAGAAACGUUCAUCUCACUGAUUUGUUAACGGCCAGAAGAAUGCAGGGGAAAUGAUUACAGAAAGUAUGACCUGUUUCAGUGUUCUCAUUGAAACAGCUGACUUCUGUUUUAAGUAUUUUGAACCUUAUUUAUAAAGGACCUCCUUUUGAGUCAGAUAAAAACAACGGGUUGUCCCACAGUCUAAUGUCUGGAUUGAUUUUGGCCAGGAUCACAUGUUAUUUCUAUCCUUCCACGCCUUUGUUUUCAUCAAACAUAAUCUUAAUGUCAAUGCACUGAACCAUACUGCAGUUACUUUUGCUAUCUAUUUGUGUUUGUCUCGCCCUGUGAGGAGGGAACCGAUCUCAACCCAACCUGCAGCUCAAAGUUCACUUAACCAGUUUCAAACGAGUGAUGGAAUUCAAAAGCAGGUGCUCAACAAAUUCCACUUCAUGUGGUUUAGCAGGAUGCCACUGACACCCAAGAGUGCAAAAUUAGAUGUUUGGGUUAUUGGAUUUGGCUUGUUAUGAUCCCAUUAGUCACUUUAGACAAAUCGAAAAUUCUUGUGCAUACACAGAUAUAACCGAAGAGUUAUGUUUGAAUUGAAUUUACAAUCAUUAUUGUCAUAAACAAACAUUUAAUGUGACCAGAACAGAUUCAGACUGGAUUUAGUUCAUUUAUUGACAAGUGGUAGCAGCAAAUAUUGACUCUUUGAUCUACAUUUGACUCUAGAUUUGUCUGUAACAAUAGAAAGCAAGUGUACCCCAGUAUGUUCAGUUUGCAGAUAGGCAGUUAUGUCAGAUCUUUGUCUAAAACAUUUAAAGGGGAUUUUAUUUACAACACGAGGGGAAAUGAGAAUUGCAUCAACUUUCCACCUGAAGUCUUACUUGCAUAAUAAACACAACUGUGUGUGUG
Messenger RNA from Scatophagus argus, 3380 nucleotides. RefSeq lists its product as uncharacterized. The coding region runs from base 81 to 2321 and encodes 746 amino acids. NCBI's taxonomy places the organism in Eukaryota, Metazoa, Chordata, Actinopteri, Scatophagidae. The record is from RefSeq and is a predicted model, not a curated record. The transcript has 13 exons.